CUUUCAUCGCUGCCGUCUUCGCUAGAUAAUUGUGCGGCCGGAUAGUUGUUGGCUGUCUCGGUCGACGCCGUCAGUGUAACACGGUCAGGGUUGUGCCUAGGCUACAUAUGUAUGCUUUGCCACGAGUGGCCCACGAUCAUCUUAUGAUGGAAAUCCUCAGCUACUGCAAUUAUGGUUGCGAAUAAGAUACCAACUUCAACCUCAUGGUUUUGUCAUAAAACUAAUUUAAAUAUCGGAACUCAAAAAUAAAAUUAACAAAAUGUGAUCUACUAGACAUUACAAUUAAACUCUUCUUAUAUGUAGCGAUGUUGGGGGUGCUACUGGUGGUUCCAUUCGCAUGUAUUUGUGCCCAGAGACCCCUUUUAUCUACACGAUUCCGAGUGAAUAACUUUGGCUGAUAGGAUGAAUUUGCCACAACUUCUUGGUUUCUUUGAUCUGUGGAUAAGCACAAACAGUACAACUUAAAUAGGUUGAUCUGGGGCCACGGAUAAUAAAAAGAAUGGCUAACAAGAGGAUAACAGUUUAACUGUCAUUUCUACAAAUGUAUAAACAUUUUGGUGUUCAUUACAACUAUUCAACUUUGACUUCUCAAAAACACUGUCUUGGGAUCAUUUUUUUCUUAUACAACUUCUCAAGACUGUAGAUGUGCUUCUAUUAAUGCCUGGCUUAUUCAUCACUAACAGAUUCUCAAGGAGCUGGUUAAAACAUCUUUGAGGACGGCACAAGAAAGGCAACAAAAAUCUAUCUCUUUCCCAGCCCUUGGAGCUGGAACACUGAAGCACCCUGUAAAAAUGGUGGCAGCCACAAUGAUUGAAUCUGUUAUUGUCCAUUUCAAGAACUACCCUAACAGUUGUUUGAAAAAUGUUAGGUUUGUACUCUAUCCUAAAGAUUAUGAAACCAUCAAAGAAUUCCAAAAUAAUUUCACAAUGGAAAAGGACAACAUCGAGAAUAUGCAUGGAAAUAAAUCCUCUCUGUUAACUACACUCGGAGCUGAGAAGAAGAUUGGUUCAAGUCCAGUGACAGUGAUACAGAUGGCUGGUAAUGCCAGUGAUGUGGCUCAGGCAAAGGUGAAAUUAGAGAAUUUGCUUGGAAAAACAGGAGAAUCUAACAUACAAUUUGCAACACCAGGUACAAUUGUCAUACAGCCUGUGAUACAAGCAAGUGCAACUGCAAUUCAGCAACCUCCUCAUUCUGGUGGAGCUACCGGUGGAAUGCCCUCCCCAAUCGGUGCAUUCGGGACAAGCCAGGCACCUUUUUCAUCUGGUGGAGCUACCGGUGGAAUGUUCUCCCCAAACGGUGAACACAGCGGAAACCAUGAACCGUCUUCAUUUGGUGGAGCUAUCGGUGGAAUGCCCUCCCCAAUCGGUGCAUUCAGGACAAGCCAGGUACCUUUUUCAUCUGGUGGAGCUACCGGUGGAAUCUUAUCCCCAAACAGUGAACACAGCAGAAACCAUGAACCGUCUUCAUUUGGUGGAGCUAUCGGUGGAAUGCCCUCCCCAAUCGGUGCAUUCAGGACAAGCCAGGCACCUUUUUCAUUUGGUGGAGCUACCAGUGGAAUGCCCUCCCCAAUCGGUGAACACAGCGGAAACUAUGAACCGUCUUCAUUUGGUGGAGCUACCGGUGGAAUGCCCUCCCCAAUCGGUGAACACAGCGGAAACCAUGAACCGUCUUCAUUUGGUGGGGCUCGCGGUGCUACGUCCUCCUCAAGAGGUCAAGGAUUUAUGGGUUAUGAUGAAGAAAUAGCAGAAGAAGUAAAAGCAUUGUCCCUUAAUCCAAAAGAUAAUAGGGUGUUAGAACAUGCUUUGAAACACUCCACUUUAAAUAUUACAUCAAUUUCACAGGUGGUGCCUCUUGACAACAAAGAUCUUGAAAACAAAUUCGAGGACAGACUUGCUUGGAUAUCGCAGCGUCAUGGGAAUCCCGUUAAAUGCAGAAUCUUGUUCCAAGGCAUCAAUGAGAAUGAUAGCAAAAGCGUAGAGAAAAAUGGCUUCAUGAGAGCACGUCCUGGAAUCGACGGGCACCGAUACGGAAGAGGGAUUUAUUUCUACACGGAUGUGCACGCAGCCCUGACGCAUGGUGCUGAUGGCAGUGCGAGGAAGGCUGAGGUUGUAGUGGUGGCAAGAGUGAUGACGGGCAAGCACUGCCUUGGACAGCAAGGCAUGCUUGUUCCACCACCUAUUCAGCAAGCAGAUCCAACACAUUUGCAUGACAGCACUGUCGAUAACCUCAGAAAUCCCCAAGUUUUUGUGGUGUUUAACCCUCACCAGGCAUAUCCCAUGUUUUGUGUCACACUGAAGGAUAACGCUUGAGAGCUUAUUCCAAUAUGCCUGCUUAUUGUCGCUGAACUUUUGCCACAGCAUUAGUUGCGAUUCAUAAUCACUCACAAUACAUAUUUACGUAUAUUGGGUAUUGUCAUCAACGACGCCCAGAUGCAAUCGCAAAGAUAAUAAGCUUCCUAUAGUUUAACAUAUAUAAUCUGUGCACAGAUAAUUUGAUUUAAAAAAAAUACUGUCGCAUCUUGUAAGCAGGUUUUUGUGCAGUUUCAUUGAUAUACCCUGGGAAACUAUUUUCUAAUUCAGUAUAUUGAAGAUCUUAAAUAAUGUGCACGCAUUUACAUACAGUAGAGACAUUAAAUUAACGUGUUUAGACAAGCUGUCGGUAAAAAUGUACAGUAGUUAGGUAACAUUUAAAUUGUACAUUAAUCACACUUAAUUAGUACACGUGUAAAGACGACUUAACACGCUUUCUGGAGAUGGUUUCUUUUAUUGAAGACACGUUCACUUGAACAGGCGGAGACCCCACUGCAACAGCCAUGAGUCUCCCUCGCAUCUCCCUUAUAUACGGUCAGAGGCCACCCCCCAUUCCCAAACCUCGCUGGUUCUAGACACUUGCUCUACCAGCAGACUCUACCGUCCUCUUCCGUCACCAGGCCUCGCUCCUAUUCUCAAUCAUUCACGUAGCCACCAGUCCACUCGUACUGCAAGCCGACUCCCCUGUCAUUAACCUACCGUGGCCACCAGUCCCUUCGUACUGCAAGCUGACUCCCCUGUCAUUACCUCCCGUGGCCACUAGUCCAUUCGCACUGUCGGCUGACUCCCCUGUCAUUACCUCCCGUGGCCACUAGUCCACUAGUCCACUCACACCGUAGGUUGACUCUACUGUCAUGACACAUGUAUUUCCCCCAAUAAAUGUAUGAGAUCAAAGUCCUUUACACGUUUUACCCAGUUCGACAUACGUGCACACGUGCAAGUCACACGAACAAAUCACAGGUUUAUUACCUAAAGGAUUACUUUCAAGGAACACUAAAUGUUCUCACCCAGAAUGCUAUCUAUGUGAGUUAAACCAGGGCCUAUGUGAUGGUUUAGUAAUUUUAGCUUUUUUCUGGAUGCCAUAAAUUCCGAAUAUAGUUUCGAUUAUAAAGCUUUCGUGACUGCAAGGAUUCAUCUUCUUGGUUCUUUCGGUAAAGUCACGUAGAAGGGGAAUAAAAUAAUAAAAUAAGACAAUAAAAUUCUCACGACGUUUCGGCCACAACACA
Petromyzon marinus (sea lamprey) is the source of this 3535-nucleotide messenger RNA. The record is from RefSeq and is a predicted model, not a curated record. Lineage: Eukaryota; Metazoa; Chordata; Hyperoartia; Petromyzontiformes; Petromyzontidae.